CGACAACUCUCCACCUUCCAACACCCCCACCACACCUCGCCUCCCUCUCCCUUCGAUAGCCUUUUCUUGUCUCCUACCAUCACCGCCGCCAUGAACCACGGCUAUCCUCCCGCCGCCCAGCGCGGCAACGGCCCACCUGGCUCAGGUCCCCCAGGCCCCAGCCAACGCCUGAAUGAGCUGUUGGAUUCUAUUCGCAAUGAAUUCGAUACUGAGAACCAGCGCAGUGCCGAAUACGAGGGUCAGAUCACCAGACACAUUCAGGAGAUCGAGAUGAUCCGUGGAAAGGUAUACGCUCUCGAGCAGCAGCAUGUUCAGAUUAAAGCCAAGUACGAGGACGAGAUCGCCCGCCUGCAGCGCGAGCUUGAAACCCGUGGCGGUCCUAGCCAGAACUCGCAGCACCACGGGCCCUCGCAGCCUGCACCUUCGAUCGGCCACGGACCGAGCAAUCUGUUCGGAGGAAUCAUGGCAGGCAACAAUCAGGGUGGACCAGGAUUGGCUCCACCUCCUCAAGAGCCUCAGCAGCCCGGCCUCCCGCCUCAUCUCGGACCCCAAGGUCCUCCAGGCCCCCCGGGCCCUCCCCAGCAUUUCGGAGGCUACCAGCCACCACCCAACGGCUAUGGACAGCCUCCCCAGCCAACAGCCUCGCCUGGACCUAAAGGGCCUCGUCCCCGCGGCGGUCCUCCCGGCCCUGCGACUCCCCAGCAGAACAACUCCACGUAUCCAGGGUCGCCCCAGGUUCCCCGCCCCACGCCCCCCCCUCACCAACAACAGCACAGUGCAUUGAUGCCCCCCGCUCAACCUGUCCCACCACUUGCACAGAGCAACGUUCUGGCCGAUCUCGACGUGGAAUCGCUGCCGGACAACUUCAAGAAGGAGGGAGCCGAUUGGUUCGCCGUCUUCAAUCCUCGUGCGCGACGAGUCCUUGAUGUGGACCUGAUUCACAAUCUUCCCCACCAGAGUGUUGUUUGCUGCGUGCGCUUCAGUUUGGACGGUCGUUUCGUCGCGACCGGAUGCAAUCGCGCUGCCCAAAUUUUUGAUGUGGAGACUGGAACCCCAGUUGCCCACUUGCAAGAUGGAAGUCUGCCCGAGGAUGGCGAUCUUUAUAUUCGCAGUGUCUGCUUCAGUCCCAAUGGCCAGUAUCUGGCUACAGGUGCCGAAGACAAGGUCAUCAGGGUCUGGGAUAUCGCCAGCCGCACCAUCAAGCAUCAAUUCACCGGUCACGAGCAAGACAUCUACUCCCUUGAUUUCGCUCGCAACGGACGCAUCAUCGCGUCUGGCAGUGGAGAUAGGAGUGUUCGCCUUUGGGAUCUCGAGACCAACACACAACUCCGCAACUUGUCCAUCGAGGAUGGCGUUACAACUGUUGCCAUCUCGCCCGACAACCGUUUUGUCGCGGCCGGCUCUCUUGAUAAGAGUGUUCGUGUUUGGGACGCGCAAACUGGCGCUCUCGUGGUUCGUCUCGAGGGCGAGCAAGGCCACAAGGACAGUGUCUACUCUGUCGCGUUCGCGCCUUCUGGCGACCGUUUGGUCAGUGGCAGUCUCGACAAGACCAUUAAGAUGUGGGAGUUGACUACUCCUACUCGUUUGAUGCAAGGCGCUGCCCCUGGCGGAAAAUGCAUUCGAACUUUCGAAGGCCACAAGGACUUCGUGCUGAGCGUUGCUCUUACGCCUCACGGCGAUUGGGUGCUCAGUGGAUCCAAAGAUCGCGGUGUGCAAUUCUGGGACCCUCAUACUGGUGUUGCCCAGCUCAUGCUGCAAGGACAUAAAAAUUCAGUCAUCUCUGUCGCACCCAGUCCAAGUGGAGGUGUCUUUGCUACCGGCAGUGGCGACAUGCGUGCUCGUAUCUGGAGGUUCGACAGAUACACUGGCCCGUAAACAAAUAACAUGGCAACACCAACGCUCGGCGCUCAUGAACGGCACAUGCAAUGUCUCGAGCUCGUUCAGUUUUCUCCGAUCGGUACGAUCGAGCCUUGCCGUCAAGCGCAUGGUGCACAACGAUUUAUACCCCACCUUUGACAUGACCGCGUUAAAAUUGCUGUCAUCAUGUCACCCCCCUUUCCCUGUUGAUGAAUACCAUAAUAUUUAUGAUAUCUACUAUCUCUCAAGCUUGGCGCGGGUUGGCAGAAGGACAACGAUGAAAUACUUUAUAAAAGCAAUAUCUGGACAGUUAUCUAUGAGGAUGAGUUGGAUCUCCUUUCUCCUAUUUCCUGUUUCUUAUCCCCUUCACAACGUCGGCUUGCUCGUUUUUCGGGAUCGGAAAUUCACUGGAUGGUAGCAGUAAGGGAAUGGGAGGUGAAAGGAGUGCGGAUAGGGCAUCUUAUUCAUCUUUAUAUGUGUGCUUGGCGUGAAGCGAUUGGGGUGGACUCUCCACCAAGGAUGAGCAAGGGGUGGCUUCUCUUUUAUUUAGAGACUUUUUGGGGGUUUAUGUACUGGUUAGGUAUCUUCAUCCCAAUCCUUUCUUUUUUGAUUUACAACUCUACUAUUGAUGUCUCGUUUGCCGUGUGAUUGCCCUGUACUCUAUUCCGCCGAUGAUGGUUUGGAUAGGGUUUACGAAGGGGUCCGCACUCCACCUUCCUCCUCCUGAGAUGAUUAGUAAAGGUUUGCUCUGCCUCUUGUUUGUCGUCAUCUGGUUUCUCUCCGACUCUUUU
Molecule: messenger RNA, 2648 nt
Organism: Periconia digitata
Lineage: Eukaryota; Fungi; Ascomycota; Dothideomycetes; Pleosporales; Periconiaceae
Source: the annotation of a GenBank genome assembly